This is a messenger RNA of Humulus lupulus (European hop), 2942 nucleotides long. Its product is annotated as G-type lectin S-receptor-like serine/threonine-protein kinase RKS1. Gene Ontology annotation, molecular function: protein serine/threonine kinase activity; ATP binding. Bases 136 to 2760 code for a protein of 874 amino acids. NCBI's taxonomy places the organism in Eukaryota, Viridiplantae, Streptophyta, Magnoliopsida, Rosales, Cannabaceae. Gene Ontology annotation, biological process: protein phosphorylation; recognition of pollen. The transcript is spliced from 8 exons. The record is from RefSeq and is a predicted model, not a curated record.
AUCUCCAUCUCCAUCCUCAGUCCAUAUAUCUAUCACUUAACAUUUUGAUUAUAUGAAGUUCUCUUUCUUUAUCCUGAGUUUCACACACUCGCUGCCUAACUCAGUUAAUACCUACAUAACUAUUAUAUACGAACUAUGCAUUUUUAUCAGCAUUCAUGCCUCACUGUACUUCUUAUUAUCCUACCUUUCACUUCUUGUCUUUUUCUCAACACCAUAACCCCAAAUCAACCUCUUAAAGACGGUGACGUUUUGAUCUCCACCCGAAAGAAAUUCGCACUUGGGUUUUUUAGCCCGGGGAAUUCCCACAACCGUUACGUUGGUAUAUGGUACCACCAAAUCCCAGAACAAACCGUUGUUUGGGUAGCUAAUAGAGACAAUCCUCUAAAUGAUACAUCCGGAGCUUUGGCCAUCGAUAAUCAUGGAGGCCUUCUUCUCUUUGGUAAAAACCGAAGCUUUCCUUUCUGGUCAACAAAUGUUUCGAUCCCUGCAGCAAAUAUCUCCAUGGUUAAGCUUUUAGACGUGGGAAAUCUCGUUUUACUUGGUAAUAACACUGAAGAGAGUCUUUUGUGGCAGAGCUUUGAUCACCCGACAGAUACCAUACUCCCUUCCAUGAAAUUCGGGUGGAAACGAGUCACCGGGUUAGACAACAUUGCCACCUCUUGGAAGUCGAUGGAUGACCCGGGAACCGGAAACUACUCAUACUGGUUCAAACGGAAUGGGAAUCCGCAACUUUUCUUGAGCGAGGGUAGAGCUCCACGUUGGCGGACUGGAUCUUGGAUUGGCAUUGGGUGGAGUGGUAUACCCCAAAUGUCAGUAAGGUUCAUAUUCAAUGUCACCUUCAUGAGCAAUCAGGAUGAAGUCUGGGUUAUGUACUGUCUUUACAAUGAAUCGACUCUCACGAGGCUUGUGGUCGAUGAGUCAGGAACCGUUUACCGAUCCACGUGGCUGGAAGAACGUAAGCGAUGGGUGAGGUUUUAUUCAGCACCGCCGGAGAAGUGUGAUGCGUACGAGUUUUGUGGCCCGAACGGGGUGUGCAACCCCGUCAACAAUGAUGGGUUCGAGUGCACAUGCCUACCCGGGUUUGACCCGAGGUCGCCUAAGGACUGGUACCUUAGAGAUGGGUCUGGCGGUUGUGUGAGGAAGCAGGAGCUAAAUCGCACGUGUGGGAACAAGGAAGGGUUUGUGAAGUUGGCAAGAGUGAAGGUGCCAGACACGUCAAAGGCACAUGUAAAUAUGAAUAUAAGUUUGAAAUCGUGUGGAGAAGAGUGCUUGAGGAAUUGCACGUGUACGGCUUACUCUAGUGCAACUGUGAGUGAGGGGUGCAUCACAUGGCACGAUGAUUUGGUGGAUGCCAGAACUUAUUCGAAUUGGGGCCAAGAUUUGUACGUGAGGGUUGAUUCUAUUACUUUAGCUCAAUAUUUAAAGAACUCGAAAAAUAGCUCAAUAAACAAAAUUGGGAAGGUGGGAAUUGCGUUGAGUUCUUUUGCCAUACUAAUUCUCUUUUUAUUUUUUAUAUAUUGGUGGCGAAAAACAAAAACAAAAGCGAAAGAACAACGGAGCGAAAACGUUUAUACAACAAGUAUCUAUUUUAAUGACAAUUCUGGAGAAAAUGAGUACGAGGAAUGUACAAAUAAUUCAGAGUUAACUCUCUUUGAUCUAAAUACCAUAGCUGCAGCUACUAAUAAUUUCUCCAUUGAUAACAAGCUUGGAGAAGGUGGCUUUGGCUCCGUUUAUAGGGGUGUGUUUUCUGACGGAAAGGAAAUAGCAGUGAAAAGACUAUCAAAGAACUCUGGCCAAGGAAAUAAGGAGUUUAAAAAUGAAGUGUUGCUAAUUUCAAAACUCCAACAUAAAAACCUUGUGAGGGUUCUAGGUUGUUGCAUUCAAGGAGUAGAGAAGAUGCUAAUUUACGAAUACUUGCCAAACAAAAGUUUGGACGUUUUCAUUUUUGACAAAGAGAAAAGGGGAUUGCUAGAUUGGAGGAAGCGUUUUGACAUCAUUUGUGGAAUUGCUCGAGCAAUGUUGUAUCUUCAUCAUGAUUCAAGAUUGAGAAUCAUCCAUAGAGAUUUAAAAACCGCCAACGUUCUUUUGGAUGCUAAUUUGAAUCCUAAAAUUUCAGAUUUUGGUAUGGCUAGAAUAUUUGGAGAAGAUGAAAUUGAAGUCAACACACAUCGAGUCGUUGGAACAUAUGGUUAUAUGUCACCAGAGUAUGCUAUGAAAGGACGAUAUUCAAUAAAAUCGGAUGUCUAUAGUUUUGGAGUUAUGGUGCUAGAGAUUAUUACGGGCAAAAAGAACAGUGGCUAUUGCCAUGAGAAUUUACACUCCAAUUUGAUGGCACAUGUGUGGGAUUUAUGGAAAGAAGGUAGAGCAUUGGAAAUCAUUGACUCUUCCAUUGAUGAAAGAUUUGGUAGCGCAGCAUUGAGAUGCAUUACAAUUGGAUUGUUGUGUGUGCAAGAGCAUGCUAUUAAUCGACCCAAUAUGUCAGAAAUUGUUUUAAUGUUGAGUAACGAAGCCACUCUCCCUAAUCCAAAACAGCCUGCAUUUGUAAGUGGUGAUCCAUUGACUAGCGAAAGACUUAACUCGGUAAAUCAUGUGACAUGUACUGAGGAAAAUAAGUUUAGAGGUGGUAAGAUUCGUGACGCUUGGAGGAUGUGUAUCGAUGAUGAAUGGAGUCAAGGGGCCGAGCGUUAUCGAUUCGAGGAUGUAGUCUCCUUUUAUGUUUUUUUUUAUGGUUUUACAUGUAUUUUCCGCAUUAUUAUGUAAUGUCUUUUAUUUUAAAUCUUAUUUUGUUUUAAAGACAAUGGGAUCCCAAAAUCCUUCUUAGUAUUCUGUUUCUUUGUAAAUAACUCUUAUUUUCAAGUUACUCAAUAAAUUAUGGUAUUUUCGUAAAAUGUAAGUUUUUAUGUAUAGUUUCGAUAAUGGUCCAAUUAGUCUAGAUUAGUGGG